Molecule: messenger RNA, 753 nt
Organism: Dovyalis caffra
Lineage: Eukaryota; Viridiplantae; Streptophyta; Magnoliopsida; Malpighiales; Salicaceae
Source: the annotation of a GenBank genome assembly
AUGAUUUUUUUCCCAUGUUGUAGAUCGGAAAAGGAGGAUCCUCUUGUGGAGAGCACAUCAAGCACUGAUAAGGCAUCUGUCAAACAUGGCAGAGCAUUUUCAUUCUGGAAGAACAUGUCAUGGAAAAUAGGCAGCAGCAAAAGGAAGAAUAAUUUAAAGGUUUUCACAUAUCAUGAGCUCUCUGUUGCAACUGACGACUUCAAUCCUUCUUGCUCGAUCGGAGAAGGUGGAUUUGGAAAAGUUUACAAAGGAUACAUUGAGAGCACUGAUCAGCAUGUUGCUGUUAAGCAACUUGACCCGAAUGGAAGACAAGGAAACAAAGAAUUCUUUUCAGAGUUAGUCACGUUAAGUAUGGUUCAACAUCCAAAUCUUAUCAAACUGAUUGGCUAUUGCGUAGAUGGUGAUCAAAGACUCUUAGUUUAUGAGUUCAUGUCUAACGAAAAUUUGGAGACUCACCUUCUUGGAAGGAGAGUCAUGGACAUGUCAAGACCAACCGAGGAGCAGAACCUAAUUCAUUGGGCAGAGCCACUGUUUAAGGACAAAAGUAAAUUUACAGCUAUGGCAGAUCCAUUGCUAGAAGGGAACUACCCACAGAAGAAACUAUUUCAAGCCCUCGCAAUUGCAGCAAUGUGUCUCCAAGAGGAAGCUGAUACCAGACCUUUGAUGUCUGAUGUUGUAACUGCACUUGAGUUUCUUUCUGCUCCAAUUGAGGAUAAAAAAGCUACAGUGUCAUCAACAGAAAGUGUUCAAUAA